CCUACGCAAUGGCCGACCCGUUCUCCAUCGCGGGGAGCGCUGUCGGCGUCGUCUCACUCGGCAUCAAGGUCUGCGAAGACCUCGUCACCUUCAUUGGCCAUGUGAAGGAUGGGAAGAGCGAAAUGUCUCAGAUAUCGAGCCGGAUGGACAAUCUGGCCGACUGCCUCGAACGACUUCAAUCUAGCGUUAACGCAGUGAAGCCCUUAGCUGAGGGUGUAGCACAGGAAGCCGAUGCGGGGAUCAGUGCCUGCGCGACGGCGCUCGGGAGAAUACAGGAGAAGCUGCCUCAAUCAAACCAGCCCAGUGGCAAGGGGCACUUCUCUCGCCUCCUGGGAGAGUGGAAGACGCGUCUAGGGUAUCCAUUCCGAAGAGCUGAGCUAUUCGCCCUGAAAGACAUGGUUGAAAGCGUCCAGCAAAAUUUGAUUGUGGCUUUACAAGCGCUUCAGCUAGCCCAACAACAGGCCAGUCACAAUUGUUUGAGUGGCGAGCUUGCCAACUUCGCUCAGUUGACGAUAUCCGAUACGCAAACAAUACAGCGUGAGCUUACAAGCUUACGAUCGGACGUCAAGCAUGUUGGAAAUGCGGUGCACCCUGUCCAAGACGAAGUCCGGGUUCUGACGGAGCAAGUGAUUUCACUCACUAGCUCUGUUAUGCGUCUGGAAUCAAGAGUUACGAAUGUUUUCCCUGACGCCUACUCGCCUUCUAAGAUUCAUAAAGACGCACGUCAACUGCGUCACCUGCAUAAUCGUCUACGGAAAACGGAUUCGACCUCGAUAGGGCACGCGGUCAACACUUCUAUACUCUGUCAAUGCCGAGGAACAACCAGAGCAAGGACUUUGUAUAGUUGGUCGAGUUGGGCCUCAGCACCCUUUUCUAUUUUGCAAGAGACGUUUUUGGCGCAUGAAGAGGAUUGUCCAUACUCAGCGUAUUCAGAAGCUCGAACUAGCUUGCAACUACGCCUCUCAUUUUGCACCUUCCUUUUCAAAAGAAAAGUGCAGCUGGCGCUUCAAGUGCAACGCGGAGCUGGACCUUUCGUCGUCAACCACUCGUUGCAGACCUAUCGGAUCGUGCCCGAAUCAUCGGCGGCUUUUACACUGAUGGACGAGUUCCAGAAUCACAUCGGAGAACUAGGCGCAGCCCAGCAAUACAUAAGGAGGCUACGGGAGCUCUUCGGUAAUAGGGAAGCAACACCUCAUGAUCGGCUCGCUGAUGGGAAAACUUUGCUACAUGCGCUAUGCUCAGUAAUCUCCAAAUAUCUUGUUGAUUGGAAUGUUGGUGUAGCCUCAGAUGAGUCCCCGUUUGCAGCUUUGAUAUUCUUUCUCGUCAAUGCAAUGGGAAAUACAAUUCUCGAGGCAGAUGACAGUGGCCGGUCUGCCCUUGAUCACUUCGCUGCGCUUUGGGAAGGCUGGAAUUCAGGUAUCGGCCAUUUUGACCUUGGCCAAAGCCGCGACGCCAAGGUUUCAGACUACAAAACUGUGGUAACGAGCUUGAAUCAAAAGGGAAUUUUAGAGGAGAUGGACGCUAGCACUGAGAUUUUGCUUUCAGUGUUGACCAAAUCACGAAGAGGAUUACAAGAUGCGAUCCGUCGUCAUCCGAAUAUCCAUUCUAUCGAUUCUAACCGCGUCUGGCUUUCUCAAUCCCUGAGAAUGUCGACGGUCGGCGGAUGGACAGAAGGUUGCGAAAUUCUCAUACAGCAUAGCGCCCUAACCGCCCCAGGACCCCUUCGCUCCAGCAUGAUGACGCAAGCUAUUAAGUGCAACGAAUUGAGUACCGUACAGUUCUGGUUGCGACAGAGACGAACUGCAAACGGCGAGCAGCUACGCUGUAUCGGCCACAUUGAAACGGCACUUGUCCUGUGCUCCAAGCGCGAAUCCAGAAACGGCAUUCGAGCUGCCCUCGUGAAAGAGUUGGUGAAACAACGUGAGCGGCUUAAAAUCUUGGGCAAAACCCACUUGGGAAACAAUAAAUUCGUUCAAAGAGACGACAGACUGCUCGAUGCUGGUGCUCGGAGGGUUUUCGAUGCGCUAGCGCGACGAGGGGUGGAAGUUCCUGCUUCUUUACGCCCUGUCCAGGCUAGCGUCUAUCACAGCCGAUUACCACUCAACAUAACGAUGGCAGAGGAACUCUAUAGUGUUGGGUUUCGCGACGUCAAAGCAUCGGAUUUUGGCCGGGCUAGUAAUCUUGUCUCACCGCUGAUUUGGAAUGCUGCAAGCGUAUACAACCGCGACCGCAUCCGCGAUACUCUUAGCGUCUGCAAGUGGCUCAUAUCGAAAGGAGCAAGAUUGACAGAAACAUGGCCAUAUUUGGAUAUGGCCGCUUGGAAGCUGUUGGGGUAUCAGGCUGGCAGGUGGAUGAGUUCCCCUCUGUCUACUUCGGCCAAGGACUGGAAAUCCCUGGUUCUAGCACUACUCGGAUCUACCUAUGUGGAUGAAUGUAGCUGCGCCUGCAGUGAUGGAGGCUGUUCACCCCUAUCCUCAUUCUUCAGGGGCGCCACGGAAAGCGAGGACACUCGGGUCGAGAAGCGGCUAUUGAUUUUCCUUCUAACCUCAUGGAUCGCACCCGCUGCACGAAGCCACCGUCAUCUCGUCACUGCUCUGCUUCGGUCCUUGACAUUCUUGCAACUGGGCCUAAGGCACACAUGCUGCCAUAUAGCCCCCAUUGCUCGAGAUCGUAGUGGUUUAUUAUUCCUUUGGAAGCACGAUUCAACUGGGCUCCUCACCCGGAUAUGUCUAGGUCCGUGUCAUGACUCGGUUUGUCUCAAAGAAAUCCGUGAGGAGGAUGAAUAUCUUCUCAAACGACUGGAGGCUCUAGUGAACAAGUUCGAUACAGCAUACGACACGCAAGGCCAAGACAUCGUCGAUUUCGUUAUGGGGUUCUGGAGUGAGAGGAUGUUACGUGAACUGCAAGAGCAGGCAGAGAUGGACAAAGAAGAGCACAACCAUGGCCGCAGGCUGCUUGGCAUCACGCAACACGCAUUCGACCCUUCAGUAACGGGCCUGGUAGGCGAAGUGAAUCUCGAUGAUUUUGUUUUUCCCAAGGAUUCUUGGUAUAGACCGAUAAAAGUUUCGCAAAUUUUACCUUCGGUUCGUACGUUAGAUGAGCUGGGCGGGGCAUUUGUACCGGACGACGAUGACGAGGAAGCGGAGGAGGAGAGGCCUGAGGAGGAGGAAUAUGGCGAUGAUGGAUAUAACGAUGACGGGUAUAUAUGAGGAAGAGGAAGGCUUCGAAGCCGAGGAGACAGAUGACGAGGCAUCAGGGGAUGAGGGAUCAUAGAAUGCCAUUUAGUUUCCAGACACGCAUCAAGGCCUAGGGUGCAACGUAACUGAUGUGAUGUUUCGGACUCUGACGGAUGCGGAAACAGGAAAUGUCAGCAAUAUCUAAGCCGUUCUCCGGCAAUGUUCU
Messenger RNA from Trematosphaeria pertusa, 3402 nucleotides. RefSeq lists its product as uncharacterized. The transcript is spliced from 5 exons. Bases 9 to 3209 code for a protein of 1066 amino acids. The record is from RefSeq and is a predicted model, not a curated record. Lineage: Eukaryota; Fungi; Ascomycota; Dothideomycetes; Pleosporales; Trematosphaeriaceae.